AUGAAUCCAGUGUCAGCGCACAAUAGUAGUGAAUUAAAGGCUACAACACCCUAUUCCAAUGUGCCAACUACUUCGUCUAGUUCCCAGGAUUUAAUAACAGCAGCAAGCCAACAACAACCACAACAGCCAAGAACAUCUUACACCGGUACACCAACCGCUUCAUCAGCUAGCUCUUUUACCCCCCUUGCCAAUGUGGAUGCUACUGCAAUAGGCAGCAGAGGCAAUGGCUCAGACUUUAGCGAAUACUUUAAUCACUUUAAUGGCCUCCACACCAAUAUCAACACCUCCUCCUCCUUUUCCUCCUCUUUAAUGUUGGAUGGCGAUCAUUAUAGCAGUGCAGCUCGUCUCCCCAUGAGUAGUGGAAUAUCCGUAGUACCACCAGGGGCGCCUCAUAUGCCCACCGCUUAUGUGAAUUCCUCCCACUUCCCCACGCAUGGAUUAACUAGCAAGUUGCCCGAAUUACAGUUUCCUAAUGCUGGAACUACUGGGGUUGGCCAUCCACAGUCUGGUAUGCCACCUGGAUCCAUGGAGAUGGCCUACUCGGCGCCACACAUGAUGGGCGUUUUGGCCUCAUCACCGCACGCUAGUAUUAUCUCUCCGGCCUAUUCGCCUUGUUCAGUCACUACACAGGGUAGUGGUGGUGGUGCUGGUCCUGGUAGUGGAAAUAAUAAAAGGUCGCUUGGUGCUUGUGCAAAUGUUUCUAUUGAUGCGGACAAUAAACCUGGAGCUUUCAAGGCACGCUCGAAAAAGGAGAGUCACAAUCGAAGUGCGUUUUCCCCUUUUCUCAUUUAUUCAUCUAUUGCUGCCUUUUUAUCAUGUACAUAUCCUAGGUGUCUUAUUUUCGCUUUAAAAUUGUUUAUUUUAAUGGUCAUACUUUAUGAGUCUUCUAAUAUUGAUUAA
Molecule: messenger RNA, 900 nt
Organism: Rodentolepis nana
Lineage: Eukaryota; Metazoa; Platyhelminthes; Cestoda; Cyclophyllidea; Hymenolepididae
Source: the annotation of a GenBank genome assembly